GCAGUGAUAAGACGAAUUUGCCGACUAACAAGAAGUAACAAUAAAACAAUAUUAUUGUAAUUUGUAUUUUGUAGCUGAAGUAGUUAAGUAGUUAGCGACUAACAAUUAUUAUUUUUUCACGUAUUAACUAUUAAGGCACCAAGGCAACAACAAUAAGUUCAAGUAAUUCAACUUCCUCUUCGAGUCAAUUUAUUUUAUGGACGUAUAGUGUUUGUUAACAUCAAUUGAUUAUUUUUUUAAAAAUAUUUAUUUUGUUUUGUGCGAGUCCCGAGUUUCUAAAGAGUAAAGAUGUCAUGGAUACCUUUAGAAUCCAACCCAGCUGUGAUGAACAAGUUUUUGCAAAAUUUGGGAGUGCCAAGUGAAUGGGAAGUAUGUGAUAUUUUUGGAUUUGGCCCAGAUGAACUUGCAAUUGUUCCUAGACCAGUUGCUUCUGUAAUUUUGUUAUUUCCGUACAAUGAUGCUUAUCAAAAACGUAAGAAUGAAGAAGAGUUGAAAUUAAAAGAUAAAGGUCAACAAGUAUCAGAUGAUAUAUAUUUUGUCAAACAAUAUGUUCACAAUGCUUGUGGAACCAUGGCUUUAAUUCAUAGUGUUGCUAAUAAUAGAGAUAAGAUAAAACUAAAUGCUGGUAUAUUACAACGUUUUUUGGAUGAUGGAAAAAAUAUGUCUCCAAGUGACCGUGGUGAAAUGUUGACCAAAGCCGAAGAUAUAAUAAAUACUCAUAGGGAAAUCGCUAUUGAAGGACAAACUGCGGCACCCAAUCCAGAAGAUGUACCACCUUAUCACUUUGUUGCAUUUGUUUGCAAGGAUGGAUGUUUGUAUGAACUAGAUGGCGGAAAGUUUGAUCCUAUUAAUCAUGGACCUACAAGUCCAGAUUCAUUGCUCGAAGAUACAGUUAAUUUAAUCCAAGAAAAAUUUGUUGUUCAAGAUCCUGAUAGUAUUUACUUUACCUUACUGGCAUUGUCAAAUGUAUCUGAUGCUUACUAAUAAUUGAAAAUUGCAUCGUUUUUAUAUUUGCUUUGUGAUGAAUUUUUAACUAAAAUUUUUUUUAUCUUCAAGCCGG
This is a messenger RNA of Myzus persicae (green peach aphid), 1060 nucleotides long. It is a transcript of the gene Uch, whose product is annotated as ubiquitin carboxyl-terminal hydrolase isozyme L3. The coding region runs from base 289 to 984 and encodes 231 amino acids. Gene Ontology annotation, cellular component: cytoplasm. Gene Ontology annotation, molecular function: cysteine-type deubiquitinase activity. Gene Ontology annotation, biological process: protein deubiquitination; ubiquitin-dependent protein catabolic process. The record is from RefSeq and is a predicted model, not a curated record. NCBI's taxonomy places the organism in Eukaryota, Metazoa, Arthropoda, Insecta, Hemiptera, Aphididae. The transcript is spliced from 8 exons.